GAAAACGUUUUUGGAUCUUGUAAUUAUAUCUAGUACUAAUUUCAUUUGAAAGUGCUAAUCUUGAAUUAACCUCUUUUAGCACAAUGAAGUAUGUUCUUGUUGUGAUAACACUGUGCAUUGCAAUGUUAAUGCCAGUAAACUGUGCAAUGAAUUCAGAAAAAACACACACAAGAUAUUCUGUAAAGAUGUCUGCGUUUUCAUGGGACAACUGUGAAAGAAACAGCCCAAUAGUUGUGAGUUCUCUGACUGUGUCCCCGGACCCCAUCACCAUCCCAGGGAACCUAACUGGCAGUGCAUCUGUUUCCACAACGGUUGACCUGGCCAGCCCCCUCGCUGCAAUUAUAUCCGUGGAGAAGAAAACCUUUGGGACCUGGAUCAAGAUCCCAUGUGAUAUCUGCACCUACACAGACGUGUGUACUCUGUUGAACCAGCUGAUGCCACCAGAAGAGGGCUGCCCGAAGCUCUUCAAUGGCCAAAUAUGUCACUGCCCCUUCAAAGCUGGGGAGUACAAAGUGUCAAAGACUAACGUCUCCAUCCCGGACCUGAACCUGCCUAGCUUCCUGACCAAUGGAAACUACAGGGUACAGGGAGUCUUGAGAGCUAAGGAAAAAGUGCUGGGUUGCCUUAAAGUGUCCUUUGCCCUUCAAUCUAAAAAGUAUGGCGGACGUUAAGGUUUAAUCGCUUAAGUUGAAUCAUAAUGCAUGGCUGCUUACUGCACUGCUAUAAAAGUAGCAAUCUAAGGGUUUCUUUUAAUGUUCAGUUUUUGACAUGUAUAAUUUUAGUCAUUUCUUGUAAUGGGAAUUUCACCGCCUGUUGGCUUGUACUGCAUGUGGGCAAUUCU
Esox lucius (northern pike) is the source of this 841-nucleotide messenger RNA. RefSeq names its product ganglioside GM2 activator-like. Gene Ontology annotation, biological process: ganglioside catabolic process; lipid transport. The transcript is spliced from 4 exons. Gene Ontology annotation, molecular function: lipid carrier activity; enzyme activator activity. Gene Ontology annotation, cellular component: cytoplasmic side of plasma membrane. Lineage: Eukaryota; Metazoa; Chordata; Actinopteri; Esociformes; Esocidae. Bases 84 to 671 code for a protein of 195 amino acids. The record is from RefSeq and is a predicted model, not a curated record.